GCUAAUAUCGGCUCCAGAGGCUGAAGCAUCGCGUUUCUGCCGGCAGUCAGCGGUGGCUUCCAGAGUCUGAGGAGGCUCCUUCACAGCCAUGGCUGAGGGCGGAGAAGGGGAGGAUGAGAUCCAGUUCCUGAGAACAGAGGAUGAGGUGGUGCUCCAGAGUGUGGCCACCAUCCAGAAGGAGCAUUGCAAGUUCUGCCUGGCUGCAGAGGGACUCGGAAAUCGUGUGUGUUACUUGGAACCCACCUCUGAAGCUAAGCAUGUUCCUCCAGACAUGUGCAUCUGUAACUUUGUUCUGGAGCAGUCGCUGUCAGUUCGGGCCCUGCAGGAGAUGCUGGCCAAUACCGGGCAAAGCAGCGAAGGGGCGGGUCAGGGGGGUGGACAUCGGACCCUGCUCUACGGUCACGCCAUCCUCUUACGUCACUCCUUCAGUGGCAUGUACUUGACCUGUUUGAAGACAUCAAGGUCCCUGACAGACAAGCUGUCAUUUGAUGUCGGACUACAAGAAGACUCGAUAGGUGAGGCCUGCUGGUGGACCAUUCAUCCUGCGUCCAAGCAGAGAUCCGAAGGAGAGAAAGUCCGCAUCGGAGACGAUCUGAUUCUUGUCAGCGUGUCAACAGAGAGAUACCUGCAUCUUUCCAACUCUAAUGGCAACAUUCAAGUGGAUGCCUCCUUCAUGCAGACUCUGUGGAACGUCCAGCCGACCUGUUCUUCAAGCAACAUGGCCGUAGGGUAUCUAAUUGGUGGACAUGUGAUGCGUCUCUGCCACGGUCACGAUGAGAGUCUGACCAUCCCUGGAGCCGACAAGAGUGAAGACGAGCAGAGAAUAGUGAAUUAUGAGGCGGGUAAAGGAGCGUCUAAAGCCCGUUCUCUGUGGAGACUGGAACCUCUCAGGAUCAGCUGGAGCGGAAGCCACAUUCGAUGGGGUCAGCCUUUCCGUCUACGCCAUCUCUCCACUGGCCAUUACCUGGCCUUGACUGAAGACCGUGGACUGGUCCUGCAGGACCGAGAGAAGUCCGACACCAAGGCCACUGCUUUCUGCUUUAAGUCCGCUAAGGAAAAGGGAGACUCUGGUGCAAAGAGGGACAUUGACGGCAUGGGAGUCCCAGAGAUCAAGUAUGGAGACUCCGUCUGCUUCGUCAUGCACGUGGCGACGGGACUGUGGCUUUCUUACCUGGCACCCGACGCUAAAUCAUCCCGUCUUGGUCCCCUGAAAAGAAGGGCCUGCCUUCACUCCGAGGGCCACAUGGAUGAUGGACUCAUCCUCCAGCGCUGUCAGCAUGAAGAGUCUCGGGCUGCUCGCAUUAUCCGAAACACCACAUUCCUCUUCAAAAAUUUCAUCAACGCUUUGGACAUCGCUGCAGUCGGUGAGAGUAACGAGGUGUCCGGGUACGUGGAAGAAGUGCUGCAGACGCUGAACGAUCUGAUAGAGUACUUCAAGCAGCCCGAUUCGGAGCUGGAGCACGAGGAGAAACAGUGUCUGCUCCGGUCACUCAUCAAACGUCAAGACCUCUUCAAGGAGGAGGGUAUGCUGAGCCUCCUGUCCAAAUGCAUUGACCGGAUGAACCUGUAUAACAGUGCAGCCCAUUUUGGAGAAAUGGCCGGGGAGGAAGCUGGUGCAGCCUGGAAGGACAUUCUCAACCUCCUCUAUGAACUCCUGGCUGCACUGAUUCGUGGAAACAGGAACAACUGCACCCAAUUUUCCGGAAUAGACUGGCUGGUCAGCAAACUGGAGCGGCUGGAGUCAUCAUCAGGAAUCCUAGAAGUCCUCCACUGCAUCUUGGUGGAGCCGGAGGCCCUGAACAUCAUUCAGAGAGGACACAUUAAAUCCAUCAUCUCUCUGCUCUACAAGCAUGGACGCAACCACAAGAUUCUGGAUGUUCUCUGCUCCCUUUGUGUUUGCAAUGGGGUGGCAGUGAGAGCCAAUCAGAAUCUGAUCUGUGACAACCUGCUUCCUAAAAGGGACCUGUUGCUCCAGACCCGCCUGGUUAACGAUGUUCAGAGUAUGAGACCCAACAUCUUCCUGGGCAUCGCUGAAGGCUCGGCUCAGUAUAAGAAGUGGUACUUUGAGCUGGUCAUCGAUCAAGUGGACCACUUUGUGACCGGAGAGCCGACCCACCUGAGAGUCGGUUGGGCCAACACUAAAGGCUACGCUCCGUACCCUGGUGGAGGAGAGGGGUGGGGAGGCAACGGCGUGGGCGAUGAUCUGUACUCCUACAGCUUCGAUGGACUUCAUCUCUGGUCAGGGCGAAUCCCAAGGGCAGUGGCCUCCAUUAACCAGCACCUGCUGAACUCAGACGAUGUGGUGAGCUGCUGUCUGGAUUUAGGAGCUCCUAGCAUGUCCUUCAGGAUCAACGGGCAGCCUGUGCAGGGCAUGUUUGAGGACUUCAACACCGACGGAUUCUUCUUCCCAGUCGUCAGCUUCUCUGCAGGAGUCAAAGUGCGUUUCCUGUUGGGAGGACGCCACGGCGAUUUUAAGUUCCUGCCACCUGCCGGUUACUCUCCGUGCUACGAGGCACUCCUGCCAAAGGAGAAGAUGCACGUGGAGCCUGUGAAGGAGUACAAACGGGACCACGAUGGGGUCCGCGAUCUGCUUGGAACCACCCAGUUCCUCUCUCAGGCCUCCUUCAUUCCCACUCCUGUGGACACCAGCCAAAUUGUUCUCCCUCCUCAUCUGGAGAACAUCCGCGACAAGUUGGCAGAAAACAUCCACGAGCUCUGGGGGAUGAACAAGAUCGAACUGGGCUGGACUUACGGCAAGGUCCGCGACGACAACAAGCGGCAGCAUCCGUGCCUCGUGGAUUUCACCAAGCUACCUGAAACCGAAAGGAGCUACAAUCUUCAGAUGUCCAGCGAAACGCUCAAGACCCUGUUGGCACUUGGAUGCCAUGUUGUCCAAGUUAAUGUUCACGCUGAAGAAGAUCUGAAGAAAAUCAAAUUACCUAAAGACUACAUGAUGUCUAAUGGAUAUAAGCCUGCACCGCUGGGACUCUCUGACGUGAAACUGACUCCAGGUCAGGAGAUUCUGGUUGACAAACUGGCCGAAAACGCACACAAUGUGUGGGCCAAAGACAGAAUCAAGCAAGGAUGGACCUAUGGCAUCCAGCAGGAUUUAAAGAGCAGACGUAAUCCUCGCCUGGUGCCGUAUGCUUUACUGGACGAACGCACCAAGAAAUCUAACAGAGACAGUCUGAGAGAGGCCAUCAGGACCAUCGUUGGAUAUGGAUACGAUAUCGACCCUCCAGACCAGGAAGUUGUGCACGCGGUAGACGGUCAGAACAUCGAGACCAUCAGAUUCUUCCGUGUGGAGCAAACGUACGCAGUGAAGACUGGGAAGUGGUACUUUGAGUUUGAGGUCUUGAGUGGAGGUGACAUGAGGGUUGGCUGGGCCAGGCCGGGAUGCAGGCCUGACGUAGAGCUGGGAAAAGACGACCAAGCCUUCGUCUUUGAUGGCUACAGGGGUCGGCGGAUGCACGCCGGCAGCCGCUAUUUCGGCCAACCUUGGAAGAAAGGAGACGUGGUUGGAUGCAUGAUCAAUAUGGAGGACAAAUCUAUGAUUUUCACUCUGAACGGAGAACUGCUGAUCACCAGCAAGGGCUCUGAGCUGUGCUUUGCAGAUUUUGAAACGGAAGACGGUUUCAUCCCCGUGUGCAGCCUCGGCAUGUCUCAGAUCGGCCUCAUGAAUCUGGGCAAAGACGCGAGCACCUUUAAAUACUACACCAUGUGUGGCCUUCAGGAGGGCUUUGAGCCUUUUGCUGUCAACAUGAACAGAGAGAUAACCAUGUGGUUCAGCAAGCGCCUGCCCACUUUCGUCAACAUACCACAGGACCACAUGCACAUCGAGGUGACGAGGAUCGAUGGAACAGUGGACAGCCCUCCCUGCCUUAAGGUCACUCAUAAAACAUUUGGCACCCAGAACAGCAACAGUGACAUGGUUUACUGCAGGCUGAGCAUGCCUGUGGAGUUUUACUCUGCAGACCGGCUUCUGGACGACUCACUGAAGCUCAGCCAUCCUCCAAAAGAAGAUGGGAGUAUGGACUUUGGAAGCAUCACUACUUACUUCCACUCAGUGAGGGUGUUUGCUGGACAGGACCCUGCCUCUGUGUGGGUGGGCUGGGUCACUCCUGACUACCACUACCACAGCAAGAAGUUUGGCCUUGGCAAGACGCGAACCGUCACCGUUACCCUGGGAGACGAGAGGGGCCGGGUCCACGAGAGCGUUCAGAGGAGCAACUGCUACAUGGUGUGUGCAGCAGACGCCGUCAGUUUGUCUUCCUCCAGCCACUCCAACUCGGACCUGGAGAUCGGCUGUCUGGUCGACCUGGCCACCGGCCUCGUCUCCUUUACUGCCAACGGCAAGGAGCUGCCCAUCUCUUAUCAGGUGGAGCCGAACACCAAACUCUUCCCUGCCGUGUUUGCGUCCCCCACCAGUUCAAACCUCUUCCAGUUUGAAUUUGUUAAGAUAAAGGAUGCAAUGCCGCUGUCGUCGGCCAUAUUCAGGAGUGAGUCGAGGAACCCGGUUCCUCAGUGUCCGCCUCGACUGGAUGUGCAGACCAUCGUGGCUGUGCUCUGGAGCCGGAUGCCGAAUACCUUCCUGAAUGUGGAGACGGCUCGGGUCAGUGAGAGGCACGGCUGGGUGGUCCAGUGUCUGGAGCCUCUGCAGAUGAUGGCGGUGCACAUACCUGAGGAGAACAGGUGUUUGGACAUCCUGGAGUUAUCGGAGCACGAGGACCUGAGGAAGUUCCACUACCACACGCUGAAGCUUUACUGCGCCCUGUGUGCCCUAGGGAACACACGCGUCGCUCACGCUCUCUGCAGCCAUUUAGACCAAUCACAGCUCCUCUACACCAUCGACAACCAGUACCUGUCGGGCAUGCUCAGAGAGGGCUUCUACAACGUCCUCAUCAGCAUUCAUCUUGAGACGGCAAAGGAGGCGCAGCUGAUGAUGAACAAUGAGUUCAUCAUCCCAGUAACGGACGAGACUCGUUCCAUUAAGCUCUUCCCAGAUGAGUCCAAGCGUCAUUCGCUGCCCGGCGUCAAUCUGAGCACCUCCCUCAAACCUCGGGUCAACUUCUCCCCCGUUGGCAUCAUCAGCACCAAACGCCACCAGUUCCUCUACAGCCCCCAGAUCCCGUUGGGAGUCCUAAAGGAGAAGGCCAUCAGCAUGCUCACCGACGCCGUGCAGGGAGGAGGCUCCCACAUCCGAGACCCAGUGGGCGGGAGCUUGGAGUACCAGUUUGUUCCCAUCCUGAAGCUCAUCGGAACGCUGCUCAUCACGGGAGUGCUGACCAGCGAGGAGGUGAGGCUGAUCCUCCUCCUGAUCGAGCCCAACGUGUUCGGGGAGGCCAGAGAGGGCGAGGAGGUGAAGGGGGAUGAGGUGGCUGUGGCAGGGGAGAAGGAGGAGGUGAGCAAGAAUGAGGAGAAGGCCGUGGAGGCAGGAGAGGAGGAGACCAAGGAGAGUAAACCGCCUGCUAAAGGUCUGCUGGGGAAGUCUCUGCCAGAGUCGGUCAAACACGAGAUGUGCGAGCUGCUCCACUACUUCUGCGACUGUGAGCUGAAGCAUCGCAUCGAAGCCAUCGUCUCCUUCUCCGACAGAUUUGUGUCCAAGCUGCAGUUCAAUCAGAAGUUCCGCUACAACGAGCUGAUGCUGGCGCUCAACAUGUCUGCCGCCGUCACAGCCAAGAAGACCAAGGAGUUUCGCUCGCCGCCUCAUGAGCAGAUCAACAUUCUGUUGAACUUUGAGGCGGGGGAGGACUGUCCCUGCCCAGAGGAGAUCCAGGAGGAACUGAAGUCUUUCCACGAAGAAUUACGCCUGCACUGUGGAAUCCCAAUGGAGGAGGAGGAAGAGGAGCAGGACACUUCGAUAAAAGGUCGACUUCUGGCUUUGCUGCACAAGAUUAAAGGUCCACCUCAGAAGACAGCAGAGAAACCAGAGGAGAUGGAACAAGCUGCACCAACCAAUCUGAAGGAGCUGAUAUCGCAGACUAUAACCAGCUGGGCUCAGGAGUCCCACAUCCAGAACCCAGAGCUGGUCAGAGUGAUGUUCAGUCUGCUGAGGAGGCAGUACGAUGGCAUCGGUGAACUGCUUCGAGCCAUGAAGAAGUCCUACACCAUCAGUGCCGCGUCCGUGCAGGACGCUAUUAACCUGCUGGCCUCUCUUGGUCAAAUCAGGUCUCUGCUCUCAGUGCGCAUGGGCAAGGAGGAGGAGAAGCUCAUGAUCGACGGACUUGGCGACAUCAUGAACAAUAAAGUUUUCUACCAGCAUCCCAAUCUGAUGAGAGUUCUGGGCAUGCACGAGACUGUCAUGGAGGUCAUGGUCAACGUUCUGGGAGGAGACAAGUCUCAGGAGAUCGCUUUCCCCAAGAUGGUGGCCAGCUGUUGUCGCUUCUUGUGUUAUUUCUGCCGCAUCAGCCGCCAGAACCAAAAAGCCAUGUUCGACCACCUGAGCUACCUUCUGGAGAACAGCAGCGUUGGACUGGCCUCUGAGGCGAUGCGAGGCUCCACUCCUCUGGAUGUUGCAGCGUCUUCUGUGAUGGACAACAACGGUCUGGCUCUGAACCUGGAGGAACCUGAUCUAGAGAAGGUGGUGACGUACCUGGCGGGAUGUGGCCUUCAGAGCUGCGCCAUGCUCGUUGCUAAGGGUUACCCUGACCUCGGCUGGAACCCCAUCGAGGGAGAGCGCUACCUGUCCUUCCUGAGAUUUGUCGUCUUCUGUAAUGGUGAGAGCGUGGAGGAAAAUGCCAACGUGGUGGUGAAGCUGCUGAUCAGGCGUCCUGAGUGUUUUGGCCCCGCCCUUAGAGGAGAAGGAGGGCAGGGCCUGCUGGCUGCUAUGAAGGAGGCCAUAAAGAUCUCUGAGGAUCCAGCUCUGGACCUGCCGAACACCCCCGCUGGAGCUGCUCCUGGGUCUGGUGAGGAGGAAGAGGAGGUCAUUCACAUGGGAAACGCCAUCAUGUCCUUCUACUCGGCUUUAAUCGACCUGCUGGGACGCUGCGCUCCUGAGAUGCAUCUCAUCAACACAGGUAAAGGCGAGGCGCUGCGUAUCAGAGCCAUCCUGCGCUCUCUGGUCCCCACCUCAGACCUGGUGGGCAUCAUCAGCAUCCCCCUCAACAUGCCGGUGGUUAAUAAAGACGGAACAGUGACCGAGCCGGACAUGUCGGCCUGUUUCUGCCCGGACCACAAGGCCCCCAUGGUGCUCUUCCUGGACAGAGUCUACGGCAUCGAGGACCAGAGCUUUCUCCUUCAGAUGCUGGAGGUCGGCUUCCUGCCAGACCUCAAAGCGUCAGCGUCUUUGGACACAGAGGUGCUGAGCACCACGGAGACGGCGCUGGCGAUGAACCGGUACAUCGGCUCAGCCCUGCUGCCUCUGCUGACCCGCUGUGCUGCUCUUUUUGCCAGCACCGAGCACUACGCUCUUCUGGUCGACUCCACGCUGGAGACCAUCUACCGGCUGUCCAAAGGUCGCUCGCUCACUAAAGCCCAGCGGGAUGCCAUCGAGGAGUGUCUGCUCGCUAUCUGCAAACAUCUGCGCCCCUCAAUGAUGCAGCAGCUGCUCAGACGACUGGUGUUCGACGUUCCUCUGCUCACCGAGUACUGCAAGAUGCCUCUGCGGCUGCUGACCAACCACUACGAGCAGAACUGGAAGUAUUACUGCCUACCGUCUGGGAUGGGCGGCUUCGGGAUGGCCUCUGAAGAGGAGCUGCUUCUCACCAAGAAACUCUUCUGGGGAAUCUUUGACUCCUUGUCUCAGAAGAAAUAUGAUUCAGAACUUUUUAAAAUGGCCAAAUCGUGCCUGUGCGCCAUUGCUGGAGCCCUGCCGCCGGACUUUGUGGACACCAGCUUAGGAACCGUGGAGAAACAGGAAUCUGUGGACGCUCAAGGAAACUUUGAGCCCAAACCCAUCAACACUGCCAACAUCUCCCUUCCUGAAAAACUCGAGUACAUUGCCAACAAGUAUGCUGAGCAUUCCCACGACAAGUGGGCCUCAGAGAAGAUGUCAGCCGGGUGGAAACAGGGAGACGGUGUGGAUGAGCAGGCCAAAACUCAUCCUCUGCUGAAGCCGUACAAAGCUCUGAGUGAGAAGGAGCGGGAGACGUACCGUUGGCCCGUCAGAGAGUCGCUGAAGAGCAUGCUGGCUAUGAGCUGGAGCAUCGAGAGGACCAAAGAGGGGGAAGCCAUGUUCCAACAGCGAGAGAGCGAAAAACAAAGCAAGCUCUCAGGGACUCAGACUAAUGGAUUCAGUCCGGCUCCGAUGGACCUCCAUAAUGUCACGUUGUCCCGAGAGCUACAGAGCAUGGUGGAGGUGGUGGCAGAGAAUUACCACAACAUCUGGGCCAAGAAGAAGAAGGCUGAACUCCUCAGUAAAGGAGGAGGACCGGCUCACCCACUGCUGGUUCCCUACGACACCCUGACGGCUAAAGAGAAGUACCGAGAUAAAGAAAAGGCCCAGGAACUCUUCAGGUUCCUGCAGAUUAGUGGCUACGCCAUCACCAGAGGUCUGAAGGACAUGGAACAGGACUCGUCCUCCAUGGAGAAACGCUUCACCUUCAAGUUUGUCAAACGGCUGCUGAAGUACGUGGACUCUGCCCAGGAGUUCAUCGCCCAUCUAGAGGCCAUGGCCACCAGCGGGAAGACCGACAAGUCGCCACACGACCAGGAAAUCAAGUUCUUUGCCAAGGUGUUGCUUCCGCUGCUCGAUCAAACCUUUAAGAACCACUGCCUCUACUUCCUGUCCACGCCGAGCAAGAACCUGAGUAGCUGCGGCUGCGCCUCCAACAAAGAGAAGGAGAUGGUAACCAGCCUGUUCUGCAAGAUGGCCGCUCUUGUUAGACACAGAAUUUCUCUCUUUGGAAGUGAUUCGGCGAUGAUGGUGAGCUGUCUGCACAUCCUCUCCCACUCACUCGACACAAGAACUGUGAUGAAGUCUGGCGCUGAGCUGGUCAAAGUCGGCUUCAAGGCCUUCUUUGAGAACGCAGCCGAGGACCUGGAGAAGCUGGUGGAGAUGCUGAAGCUGGGGAAGUUCAUGCAGUCGCGCGCUCAGAUGAAGAGCGUCACUCAGAGCAUCAACUAUGUGACGGUGGCCCUGCUGCCGAUCCUCACCGCUCUGUUUGAACACAUCACAACACACGAGUUUGACGUGGAUCUGCUCGUGGACGAUAUGCAGCUGUCCUGCUACAGGAUUCUGAUGUGUUUCUACUCCCUGGGAACAGGAAAGAACGUUUUUGUGGAGAGACAUUUACCAGCUUUGGGGGAGAGUCUGGCGACCCUUGUGGCAGCCAUGCCCGUAGCGUUCCUGGAGCCACAGCUGAACGCCUACAACCCGCUUUCAGUCUUUAACACCAAGACCCCGAGAGAGCGAGCCAUCCUGAGUAUGCCCGACACGGUGGAGGAGAUGUGUCCGGAGAUGCCUCACCUCGACAAACUGCUCAAAGACGUCAACGACGUGUCGGAGUCCGGAGCCCGUUACUGUGAUAUGCCGCAGGUCAUCGAGGUCGUCCUGCCCAUGCUGUGUAACUACUUGUCCUACUGGUGGGAGAAAGGUCCAGAGAACUCGCCUCCAGACACGAACUGCUGCACCAUGGUGACCUCUGAACACCUCAGCAUCAUUCUGGGAAACAUUCUCAAGAUCCUCAACAACAACCUGGGCAUAGAGGACGCGCCGUGGAUGAAGAGGAUUGCAGUCUACUCUCAGCCAAUCAUCUGCAAAGCUGCAGCUGACUUGUUACGAACCCACUUCCUGCCCACUCUGGAGAAGCUAAAGAAGAAGACGGUGAAGGUGGUGUCUGAGGAGGAGCUGCUGAAGGCCGAUGGGAAAGGUGACAACCAGGAGGCAGAGCUUCUCAUCCUGGAUGAGUUUGCUGUGCUCUGCAGGGACCUCUAUGCUUUCUACCCCAUGCUCAUCCGCUAUGUGGACAACAACAGGUCCAGAUGGCUGAAGGAGCCAGACGCAGACUCCACUGAACUUUUUAAGAUGGUGGCUGAGAUCUUUAUCCUCUGGUGCAAGUCUAACAACUUUAAGCGCGAGGAGCAAAACUUUGUGAUUCAGAAUGAGAUCAACAACUUGGGUUUCCUGACCGGGGAAGGCAAGUCGAAGAUGUCCAAGGCUGGUGGAGAUCAGGAGAGGAAACACAAGCGCCGCCGUGGUGAAUACUACUCCAUCCAGACGUCUCUGAUCGUAGCCGCCCUGAAGAAGCUGCUGCCCAUCGGUCUGAACAUGUGCACCCCCGGAGACCAGGAGCUCAUUUCUCUGGCUAAGAUCCGCUACAGUCUGAAAGACACGGACGACGAGGUGGUUGAGUAUCUACGUCAAAAUCUGCACCUUCAGGAAAAGUCUGAAGACCCGGCCGUUUAUUGGCAGCUGAACCUUUACAAAGACGUGGUGGUGAAGAGUGGAGAACCGGUGGACUCCGAACACACGGUGGAGAGAAUCCAGAGCAUCUCUGCUGCUGUCUUCCACCUGGAGCAGGUUGAACAACCUCUGAGGAACAAGAAAUGCGUAGCUCAGAAGCUGCUGUCCAAACAGCGAAAACGAGCCGUGGUGGCGUGUUUCCGCAUGGCUCCUCUCUACAAUCUACCCAGGCAUCGUGCUAUCAACUUCUUCAUCCCAGCCUAUGAGAGACUUUGGAUAGAGGCAGAGGAGUACUCCUUUGAGGAGAAGCUAGUUCAGGAUCUGGCAAAAACCCCGAUGAAGAUUGUGGAGGAAGAUGAAGAGGAGACGGCUGAGGUCCGGCCUGACCCUCUUCACCAACUCAUCCUUCACUUUAGCCACAACGCUCUGACGGAGAGAAGUCACUUGGAAGUCGAUCCUUUGUAUAUCGCGUAUGCAGACAUGAUGGCAAAGAGCUGUGCAGAGGACGAGGAGGAAGAAGAAGAAGAGGGGAAAGAAAAAACAUUUGAGGAAAAGGAGAUGGAAAAGCAGAAGAUCCUGUAUCAGCAGGCCAGACUGCACGCCCGUGGGGCUGCUGAGAUGGUCCUGCAGAUGAUCAGCGCCAGUAAAGGUCGUCUGGGUCCCAUGGUGACCUGCACUCUCAAACUGGGCAUCUCCAUCCUAAAUGGAGGCAAUGUGCAAGUUCAGCAGAAAAUGCUGGAUUACCUGAAAGAAAAAAGAGAUGCAGGCUUCUUCAAGAGUCUCUCAGGACUGAUGCAGUCAUGCAGUGUCCUGGACUUGAAUGCAUUUGAGAGGCAAAACAAAGCAGAAGGACUUGGCAUGGUGACAGAGGAAGGCUCAAUCCACUCUCAGCGGGGCUCAAAGGUGCUGCAGAAUGACGAGUUUACCAGAGAUCUGUUCCGGUUCUUACAACUUCUCUGUGAGGGCCACAAUGGAGAUUUCCAGAACUUCCUGAGAACCCAAACAGGAAACACAACAACGGUCAACAUCAUCAUCAGCACUGUUGACUACCUGUUGCGUCUGCAGGAAUCUAUCAGCGAUUUCUACUGGUACUACUCUGGAAAAGAUGUAAUUGAUGAAACUGGGAAACUUAACUUCUCCAAGGCGUUAUCUGUUGCCAAGCAGAUAUUCAACUCGCUGACUGAGUACAUUCAGGGGCCUUGCAUUGGAAACCAGCAGAGUUUAGCUCAUAGCAGACUGUGGGAUGCGGUUGUGGGCUUCUUGCAUGUGUUUGCAAACAUGCAGAUGAAGCUAUCACAGGAUGCCAGUCAAAUUGAGUUGCUAAAGGAGCUGAUGGACUUACAGAAGGACAUGGUGGUCAUGUUAUUGUCUCUACUGGAGGGUAACGUUGUGAAUGGAACAAUUGGAAAGCAAAUGGUCGACACGCUGGUGGAGUCAUCCAGCAAUGUGGAGAUGAUCCUCAAGUUCUUUGACAUGUUCCUCAAGCUAAAGGAUCUCACAACAUCUGACAACUUCAAGGAGUACGACCCAGAGUGUAAGGGCAUUAUUUCUAAGAAGGAGUUCCAGAAGUCGAUGGAGAGCCAGAAACAGUACAGCCAGUCGGAGAUCGAGUUCCUGCUCUCGUGUGCAGAAGCCGAUGAGAACGACAUGUUCAACUACAAAGAGUUUGUGGAGCGAUUCCACGAGCCAGCCAAAGACAUCGGCUUCAACGUGGCAGUGCUGCUCACCAACCUGUCUGAACACAUGCCGCACGACUCUCGACUCGCCACCUUCUUGGACCUGGCAGAAAGCGUGCUUAGCUACUUUGAGCCUUACCUGGGUCGUAUCGAAAUCUUGGGCAGUGCAAAGCGCAUCGAGAGGGUUUACUUUGAGAUCAGUGAGUCGAGCCGAGAGCAGUGGGAAAAGCCGCAGGUUAAAGAAUCCAAGCGUCAGUUCAUCUUUGAUGUGGUGAACGAGGGCGGAGAGAGCGAAAAGAUGGAGAUGUUUGUGAACUUCUGUGAGGACACCAUUUUUGAGAUGCAGCUGGCCUCACAGAUCUCUGAGCCAGACGUUGUAGAACAACCUGAAGAGGAGGAGGAAGAGGAAGCACACAGCAUCCUUGAGGAGCUUUCUGGGGGAGAAGAGGAUGCCCUGGAGUCAGCCUCGGCUUUCACCACUGCUUGUCGCUCAGUCAAGAAGAAGAUUUCAGACAUCCGGCAGAUUUUUGCUGUUAAAAACAUACGUAAGCAGUUCAAAAAAGUUAAGAAGCUGAGCAUCAGGGAGCUGAUCACGGGCUUCUUCUCCUUCUUCUGGAUGCUCUUCAUUGGCUUCUUUAAGGGGAUCUUUGGUCUCAUCUUCGGUUUCUUCCACCUCAUCUGGUCCUCCAUGUUCGGAGGGGGGCUUGUUGAGGGAGCCAAGAACAUGAAAGUGACCGACAUCCUUGGAAACAUGCCCGACCCCACUCAGUUUGGCAUCCAUGGAGAUGUUGCAGGAGAAGACAAGGUGGAGGCUAUAGAGUCGUCCGGAAGCUUGGACAAAACUACGACACCGCCAGGGGACGGGACAGAUAUGGACGUAAUGCUGGAGAUGCUGACGGCGCCCAAAAAGGAAGGAGGAAAGCAUGUGGAGCCUGGACUGGGUGAUGUUUCUGAGCUGUCGGGAGAAUCCUCCACAGAUCAAAAGAAGAAAGCUGCAGCCAAGCCUGUGGAAACCCCAGAGAGUGAACCAGAAAAGGCAGACACAGAGACCAAGGAGAAGGAGGACAAACCAAAGGAGGAGGAGGCUAAAGAGCCCGUCGCCGAGGAGAAACCUAUAACCAAAUCAAGUCACCCUAAAGAGGCGUCGCCUGCCUUCAUGUCGUCCAUCUUUGCUGUUCUUGAUGUUUACACGACCAAGAUGCUGAACUACCUGGCUCGUAACUUCUACAACCUCCGUUUCCUUGCCCUGUUUGUGUGCUUCGCCAUCAACUUCAUCCUGCUCUUUUACAAGGUCACUGGUGAGACUGAAGAAGAAGUUGACGAAGACGACCGCUGGGAAGGAGAUGAGGAGGAUGACGGUGAGAACACGCUGUUUGACAUGGACGAGUUUGUGCUUCAAGAGAGCACUGGAUACAUGCUACCAACGCUGCGUUUCCUGGCUGUUUUCCACACGGUCAUCUCGCUCCUCUGCUUGGUCGGAUACUACUAUCUAAAGGUUCCUUUGGUGGUCUUCAAGAGGGAGAAGGAGAUAGCCAGGAAGCUUGAGUUUGAUGGUUUGUACAUCACUGAGCAGCCGUCUGAUGAUGAUAUCAAAGGCCAGUGGGAUCGACUCGUCAUCAACACGCCAUCCUUCCCGAACAAUUACUGGGACAAGUUCGUCAAGCGCAAGGUGAUCAACAAAUACGGCGACAUGUACGGAGCUGAACGCAUCGCUGAGCUUUUAGGUCUGGAUAAAAGCGCUCUGGACUUUGACCCCACAGUGGAGACCGUGGAGAAGGAAGCUUCUUUGCUUUCCUGGUUGAGCUCCAUUGACACCAAGUACCACAUCUGGAAAAUGGGAGUUGUUCUGACCGAUAACUCCUUCCUGUAUCUGAUCUGGUACACCACCAUGUCCAUUUUUGGACACUUCAACAACUUCUUCUUUGCUGCCCAUCUUCUGGACAUCGCUAUGGGCUUCAAGACCCUUCGCACCAUCCUGUCGUCUGUCACUCACAACGGCAAGCAGCUGGUGCUGACCGUGGGUCUGCUGGCUGUGGUCGUCUACCUCUACACUGUGGUGGCCUUCAACUUCUUCAGGAAGUUCUACAACAAGAGCGAGGAUGAAGACGAGCCCGACAUGAAGUGUGACGAUAUGAUGACGUGCUACUUGUUCCACAUGUACGUGGGCGUGAGAGCGGGAGGAGGCAUCGGAGACGAGCUGGAGGACCCGGCCGGAGAUCCAUAUGAACUCUACCGCAUCCUGUUUGACAUCACCUUCUUCUUCUUCGUCAUCGUCAUCCUGCUGGCCAUCAUUCAGGGUUUGAUCAUCGAUGCUUUUGGUGAGCUGAGAGACCAGCAGGAGCAGGUGAAGGAGGACAUGGAGACCAAAUGCUUCAUCUGUGGCAUUGGGAAUGACUACUUUGAUCGAACGCCUCACGGGUUUGAAACACACACCUUACAAGAGCACAACCUGGCCAACUACCUGUUCUUCCUGAUGUACCUGAUCAACAAGGACGAGACCGAACACACGGGUCAGGAGUCCUAUGUUUGGAAGAUGUACCAGGAGAGGUGCUGGGACUUCUUCCCCGCAGGAGACUGCUUUCGUAAGCAGUACGAGGACCAGUUGGGUUAGUGGAGGCGGCCUCAGCAGGCGCCCCAAACACCCCUUCCUACUUGACUUCGGCCUGUUAACAGAACCUGAAAACAACACAAAACAUGAUUGUAGGAUGAACGACUGACGAUUGGACACUCUGGGUUUGUGCAUUUGAGCUCCUUUUGUUGCCUCAAUAACAUUUUUAUGCAAACUCUUCCUUUGAUUCUGAAUCACAUCGCCUUCUCACUUGCUUAAGCCAAGUCAGAUGCACAUUAAUGGUUACAGCAUGACAACUGAAUGUCUGAUUAUGCACAAUUUCUGGCCAGGACCUUUGUGUCACCACCAAGCCAACUGAAUGGAUCUGUGUUUGAGUCAACAUCCAAUAAUUAGCCUUUCAGAGAUGAUUCAAGUGUGUGUAAUGAGAUCAACGUGGAUCCUUCAGGACCAGAUGACUCAGUUUAGAUGUUUAUCAAGUGCCUUCAGAAGAAAACUAUGCAAGAAAUGUAGUUUUAUUUUUGAUGUUCCUCCUCACACAAGCAGAUUUACAUGAAGCUAGUUUGGUGGCUUUGAAUUAAAAAAUGGAAAUUUGUUGUACAAAAUCUAAACAAUUCUUGUGUAAAUGUUGCUUAAAUUGGUUCUGUUCCUGAACGGUGGCGUCCUGCCUGCCUGCACUUUCUUCCACAGUGAAAGAACCCCCCCCCCCCCCCACCCCCUAACCACAGAGAACUGUUCAAUGAUGUCAUGAAUGGUUGACAGCUACCACAUGGCCAUUUGUAUGUAUGUAGUAGGUUUGGACAACUUCAUUUCUUUUGAUGACUGGAGGAAAUUAAUAAAGCAACUGAUGCAGUAAAA
Messenger RNA from Nothobranchius furzeri (turquoise killifish), 15442 nucleotides. The record is from RefSeq and is a predicted model, not a curated record. Lineage: Eukaryota; Metazoa; Chordata; Actinopteri; Cyprinodontiformes; Nothobranchiidae.